Molecule: messenger RNA, 3127 nt
Organism: Gymnodraco acuticeps
Lineage: Eukaryota; Metazoa; Chordata; Actinopteri; Perciformes; Bathydraconidae
Gene: parp2
Product: poly (ADP-ribose) polymerase 2
Exons: 17
Coding region: 345-2069 (574 amino acids)
Molecular function (GO): NAD+ poly-ADP-ribosyltransferase activity; zinc ion binding
Source: RefSeq, a predicted model, not a curated record
UGUACCUACUUCACUACCAGUUAUUUUUCAUAAUCCACCAUGAGGCGUACAAGAAGUUCCAGGAGUAAAACAAGUCAGGAUGCAAAAGAAACAGAGGAAGUUCAGUCAAAAACAGGUUGGUGCUCUUUAGCCGUUUAAAGCUAACGUUAGCUGCUCCACCGACAUCAGUUGGGGACAAGUCUGGGCAAAGGAGAGCAGUGUGGCAGUGGGAAGGAGACGAAGGACAGUGGGAACCAUACUCUUCUUCAGCCUGUGCCUUGUUGGACUCAGCCGUCUCUUCAGGAGAAACCUCCGUCACUCUGGCUCUGGCCUCGGAGACGCCGUACGAAGUCGACCUGAAGAAAAUGGUCCAGAUAAAUCCUGUCACCAAGUACAAGAGGAAGAUUCGCUCUCACCCAGUGCAACCAGAAGGUGUGAAUGACGCUGGGGACUCGACGGGCCAAAAUGGGACUUUAGUUGACGUUAAAGAGGAAGAGGCGGAGCAGCAACCUGUGGCUAAAAAGAAGAGAGGAGGAAAGAGUCAGGCAAAAAGUCAAAAGAUGCCCAAAGAAGAAGUCAAAAGUGAAGAGGUGGUGAGGACGGUGGUCAUGAAGGGGAAAGCUCCAGUGGACAUCGAAUGUAAAGCCAAACUGGGAAAGGCUUAUGUGUACAGUGAAGGAAAGGAUGUUUACGACGUGAUGCUGAAUCAGACAAAUCUCCAGUUCAACAACAACAAAUACUACCUGAUCCAGCUGUUGCAGGACGACAGCUCCAAGGCUUACAGUGUGUGGGCGAGAUGGGGCAGAGUGGGAAAAGUUGGUCAAAACAGUCUGACAGCGUGCGGUUCAGACCUGCUGAAAGCCAAAGAUAUCUUCAGGAAAAAGUUUACAGACAAGACCAAGAAUGAGUGGGAACACCGAGCAACCUUUGACAAAGUUGCGGGGAAAUACGACAUGGUCUACAUGGACUACAGCACCAAUGAAAAGGAGGAGAACACGACUGUGGUGGAUGCUGCACCCAGGAAGAGGAUCUCCAAGCUGAAUGAGAAGCUCCAGUCGCUCAUGGAGCUGAUCUGUGACAUCAAAGCCAUGGAGGAGUUUGUGCUGGAGAUGAAGUUUGACACCAGGAAAGCUCCUCUGGGCAAGCUGACCUCAGAGCAGAUCCGAGCAGGCUACAUGGCGCUGAAGAAGAUCGAGGAGUGUCUGAAGAAGAAAGGCAGCAGUCGUGAUCUGCUGGAGGCGUGCAACCAGUUCUACACCCGCAUCCCUCAUGACUUUGGGUUGAAAACUCCUCCAGUCAUUCGUACAGAGGAGGAGCUGAAAGAAAAGAUUUCCCUGUUGGAGGCUCUGAGUGAAAUUCAGAUAGCGGUGAAGAUGGUCCAGUCGAGUGGAGACAGUGAUGAACAUCCUGUGGACCGGCAGUACUCCUCGCUCCAGUGCCAGCUGCAGCCUCUGGACUCCGGCACCAACGAGUUCCAGGUGGUAGAAAAGUAUCUUCAGUCCACUCACGCCACCACCCAUAACGACUACACCAUGACGGUCCUCGACAUCUUCUCAGUGGACCGAGCCGGGGAGACCAGCAACUUCCUCUCUCAGAUGCACAACAGGACUCUGUUGUGGCACGGGUCCCGUCUCUCUAACUGGUGCGGCAUCCUCAGUCAGGGGCUCCGAGUGGCCCCCCCCGAAGCCCCCGUCACUGGAUACAUGUUUGGAAAAGGUAUCUACUUUGCUGACAUGUCAUCAAAGAGUGCCAACUACUGCUUUGCCAAUCAGAACAACCACACAGGGCUGCUGCUGCUGAGUGAGGUCGCCCUGGGAGACUGUAACGAGCUGGUGAUGGCCGACUACGAAGCCCAAAAUCUUCCAGCUGGGAAACACAGCGUCAAGGGCCUCGGACAGACCGGACCCGACCCCAACAACGCCGUCACCCUGGACGGCAUGACGGUGCCUAUGGGUCCGGGGGGGAAGACGCGGGCGAGCAGCGACGGCCGUUACCACCUCCUGUACAACGAGUUCAUCGUUUACAACCCCGCCCAGACCCGCAUGAAGUACCUGCUGCGGAUCAAGUUCAACUACUCCUCCCUUUGGUGAAGCAACACAGAAAGGAGAUGAAGACAUCUGGAGGUUUUCUCUCCACAAAUCUCCAGUCAUUGUUCAUUUACAGUUAUAUUCUGGUUCUUUGGUUUAGGAUGUGACACCGUGAAGCUUUGCAGUUACUGGGGGAAUGUUUAUUUUGUGAAGGAGAGCUGCAGUUAUUUGUCAGUCGGCAACUAUCUCAAAAGAUUAUUGUUUGUUCCGUCAAUGCUGAAAGUGAUUGAAGCUUUUCUUUCUCGUAUGUUAUAUCUGUGGGUUGUACGACUUUGAAUGUUUAGACUUUGCAUUUUUUCCCAGUUUGACAUUUUAUGGGCCAUUUUUUGGAUUUAAAGCUCACACGAUUGUCAGAUAAAUUAUUUGCAUUCCUACAUUAACAUCCUGAAUGAAGUGUAAUACAAGCAAUGCUUAAACAACAGACACAAAAAGUACAUGUGAAUGUUAAUUUAGAAUUUAAUGCUACUUUUCUACAUUGUGUUUUCUCUCUGAAUACAACAUUACAUCUUCGAUCUUUUUAAAGGAAGUGAUGAGACCCUGUCAAAUAUAUGCUGACUGUGUUAGUCCGGUAACUUUGAUAAGUCAAAAAGAAGAGGAUAAGUUCACGUUAUAAGAACAAAUGUGCUCGACUUUUUGCUCUACUCUUUUGUCUACGUUUCUUUAUAUCACGUACGUCCUCACAUCUAUACAAAUGUGUUUUUCUGCAAUGUCAUGAAACACAAAUGGCCUUAUCUAUUGGAGUAUCAUCGUCUGACUUUUAUAACAUAAUGAUCUGGAAGUUUCUUUUCUUUCCAAGUUGGACGUGAGCAUUUCUACUGAAUAAUUACCUAAAUUCUAGUGAAUGUCUCAAAUUGGAAGUAAACGUUUUCAUCUGUUUUGAUAAUUGUUGAGUCAAAUUUCUGUAUGUGUGAACACGAACUCCCAAAAAAUAACAAAUACUGUUACAAUUGUACAAAAAAAACAUGUUUAUGUAAACAAUAAUAAUCAUUCUUUCAUUGUCAGUUAAAACAGGAUUUACAGUAUAUACAAAGUAAUCACAAUAAUAAAGUACAUUCUACAUG